Molecule: messenger RNA, 698 nt
Organism: Mycena citricolor
Lineage: Eukaryota; Fungi; Basidiomycota; Agaricomycetes; Agaricales; Mycenaceae
Source: the annotation of a GenBank genome assembly
GUUGGCGGUAAUGACUGACUUUCUAUUGUUUCCAGCACCAGAUUUCAACGUGCGAGCAACACACCCAGUAAUUCACGCGACCUUGAUAAAGAAAUUCAUAGUAGAUUUUCCAUCCCUGUCCGUGCUCCUCUGGCAUCUAGAUUCCUGGCCAUUCGAUGUCAAGUUGUGGUUUCUGGGCGUUGAAAGUCGAGCCUGUGGACACACGUCGUGCGACUUGUACUGGAAACUAGGCCAAGAGAAGAGAUACGGCUCAUCUAGAUUUGACAUUGAUAUUCUCCUGGACAGAUGGCGUUUUCUGGUCUCCUAAAUAUAGAUUAUUUUGUGGUGGCAUUCAUAGAAAAUAGACAAUUUUGUCGGUGGGGAAUCAGGACAGGUCGCAAAUGCAAUAGCGCUGGGCUCAAGUAUGUGUUGCAAUAGAUCAAGACGGAGUUGUUGCAGAGCUGGUGACGCUCAUGGCCCAGGUAGAGUCGAAGUGGCCCAACUGUCGGUCAAAGAGUCCGAGUGUGAAAACAUCGGCCAUAAAGCCUGCCCGGUCCCGAGUGUUGAAGAAUCCAAUGCUCAUGAAGAAAUCCAGACAGAUUCAAAGAUUUGCGGUGAUACCAAUAAAGCCAAGGAAAAAAGCUGACCGAUGCAUAUUCGAUGGUCAGCGCAAAGCAUGUUGACACUUUGCAGGCUGAUCAACGCUGUCACGGGGCGAA